AAUUGCCAAUAAUGUGCAAAAUUUUGCAGGUGGGGUAAAAAGCAGCAGGGACGACCAGCUUCGUGCAAGCGGGGAAUGGCGCGUUGCUCCGCGAAGCCUUUGGGCACAACCACGGCGGCUCCUCGCCUCUCUCGUCUCCGCGCGCCGCCGCCCAAUAUCACCGUCGCCUCGCCGGCCGCGGCCACAAGAACGCAGCGUUUGUCAGCCCAAUCGAAACCGCCUAAACCACCACCGCCGCUCUUCCCGCGCCCAAAGCUGCCGGUCCGCACCACCUCCAACGACACCCCUAAGCCUAACAAUGGCAAGCAAGACAACAGCGAGGAACCAUCGACGGAGGCAGCUGCGUCUUCCUCCGGCGCCGGAGACGUGCUCCGGCUCAUGGACGCGCUCCAGGUCGCGCCCGACGAGGCCGUAUACGUCUCCCUCCUCAGGGACUCCGCCGACGCCGCAGAGGUCGCAGCUGUGCACGCCCAUAUCGCCGGCAGACGCGAUGCCUUUGGCCUCCUUCGGCCGCUUGCCAACCGGCUACUUCAUUCCUACGCGAGCUGUGGCGACACUGCGGCCGCCCGCAAGGUGUUUGACGAAAUGCCCGUCAAGGACGACAUUGCGUGGGCAACCAUGGUCUCGGCCUACUCGGAUGGAUGCUUCCAUAACGAAGCAAUAAGGCUUUUCACCCGCAUGUGUCACGAAGCGCAGGAGCUCACUGGUGAUUGCCACGACCGCGCUAUUGUAGCAGUACUGCGAUCAUGUGCUCGGGUCAGCAAAAUAAGCUUUGGUGAGCAGGUACAUGCGCUUGUCGUCAAGAAGAAAGGAGUCUGUGGUGAUGCUGGUAGCUCGCUACUACAGUUGUACUGCGAGAGUAAUCGGCAUGACAGUGCACGGCAAGUGCUUGAGAUGAUGAGGUGUUCUUGCCAGGAGCCUGUACCUGAGGCAGCCUGGACUAGUUUCAUCACAGCUUGUCAUCGUGUUGGCCAACUGGAUGAGGCCAUCGACGCCUUCAGAGACAUGGUGUCCUCUGGUGUCACCAGGAGCAGCUUCUCCCUAUCGAGCAUCCUCACAGUGUGCGCAGAAUCAGAUAACCACAGGUGCUACGGACAGCAAGUGCAUGCCGACGCCAUCAAGCACAGUUUGGAAACUAACCAGUUCGUCAUGUCUGGGUUGGUGCAUAUGUAUGCGAAGCAAGGGCGGCUUGCAGAUGCUGCAAGGGCAUUCGAGACGUCUGGUGGUGAGCCCGAUGCGGUUUGCUGGAACGCCAUGGCCAUGGGGUAUGCACGUGGUGGAUGCUACAGAGAGGCUACCAGAAUGAUGUACCAGAUGAAAGCUGCUGGAAUAGAUCCUCCUGGACCAACGAUGAAUGUGGUCAGGAUGGCCUGCUUCAGAUGAGCUAGGGAAUGACUUCCUUGACUGCACGUCUACGGUUUGAACUGAGUAAAAAGCUAGUGCCUUAGAGAAGAGUUGUGACUUUAAUUUCUAUUUCUUAAUGAGAUGUUUAUAAACUAUGACAUAAUUUCCAGCAAUCACAAGUUAGGAUUUACAGUACCUAUUAAGGUCAGUGUGUUUUUCCUUAUGUAUAUAGUGUAACGUAUACUGCUAAAAUGUAGAUUAUGACAGAUCAUUAUCCACCCCUUAUCCAAUCUUUGUAAGGCUGAUGACUUGGUCUUUAAACAGCUGAUCAUUAUCCACCCCUUA
This is a messenger RNA of Brachypodium distachyon (stiff brome), 1689 nucleotides long. RefSeq names its product pentatricopeptide repeat-containing protein At4g18520, chloroplastic. Gene Ontology annotation, biological process: RNA modification. Gene Ontology annotation, molecular function: protein binding; RNA binding. The transcript has a single exon. Bases 76 to 1383 code for a protein of 435 amino acids. The record is from RefSeq and is a predicted model, not a curated record. Lineage: Eukaryota; Viridiplantae; Streptophyta; Magnoliopsida; Poales; Poaceae.